This is a messenger RNA of Camelina sativa (false flax), 1692 nucleotides long. Its product is annotated as U-box domain-containing protein 35-like. Gene Ontology annotation, molecular function: ATP binding; protein kinase activity. Gene Ontology annotation, biological process: protein phosphorylation. NCBI's taxonomy places the organism in Eukaryota, Viridiplantae, Streptophyta, Magnoliopsida, Brassicales, Brassicaceae. The record is from RefSeq and is a predicted model, not a curated record.
AAUCGUGGUUUCGACUUUUGUAGAUUAGGGGUUCCGAAACCACCACAAGGACAUAUGAAAUUAGUGGGGGAUUUCUCAGAUUCAGAGUCCGAGUUCUCAUUCAUCAGUGCUUCUCAACAUGAAUCCGACAUCUCCUUCAUCAGCAGCUCGGGGAGACAGAGUGUAGACCGAUCAUCAUUCACCUACGAUUUACCAGACUCAGCAAGAUCCUCAAGAAUGUCAACGAGCUCAGAUCAGAGCAUUGGGUCACAUAGAUUAGGAAUCAAGUUUACGGAUUUGAGUUAUCUCAAUGGUUCUUCUACGGUUUCUGAAGAGAGUGGAAGAAAUUCUUGUUCUUAUUCAUCUCAGAGCUUGGAUGAUGUUGAAGCUCAAAUGAGGAGACUCCGUUUAGAGCUGAAACAAACUAUGGAUAUGUAUAGCUCAGCUUGCAGAGAAGCUUUAACCGCAAGGCACGAGGCGACAGAGCUGCAAAAGCUAAGGACAGAAGAGGAAAGAAGAUUCGAGGAACUAAAGAUGACAGAGGAAACAGCAAUGUCAAUAGUGGAAAACGAGAGAGCAAAAGCCAAAACAGCCUUGGAAGCUGCUGAAGCUGCAAACAGGCUUGCUGAAGUGGAAGCAAAGAGGAGGCUUAACGCAGAAAUGAAGGUAUUGAAAGAUAGCGGUUCUUUCUCUCGACAUAGCAUCGUUCGGUACAGGAAAUACACUGUUCAAGAAAUCGAAGAAGGUACUGAUAACUUUGCAGAGUCAAGAAAAGUUGGAGAAGGAGGGUAUGGACCUGUGUUUAGAGGUCAUCUUGAUCACACAAGUGUCGCUGUUAAGGUUUUACGCCCUGACGCUGCUCAAGGAAGAUCUCAGUUUCACAAAGAGGUUGAAGUACUAAGCUGCAUAAGACAUCCAAACAUGGUGCUUCUCUUAGGAGCUUGUCCAGAAUUCGGUAUUCUCGUCUAUGAAUACAUGGCCAAAGGAAGCUUAGAUGACCGCCUUUUCAGACGCGGAAACACGCCGCCGAUUUCAUGGCAAUUGCGUUUCAGAAUCGCUGCUGAGAUCGCUACGGGUCUCCUCUUCCUCCACCAGACCAAACCAGAACCUAUUGUCCACAGAGACUUGAAACCAGGAAACGUACUUCUUGACCACAACUACGUCAGCAAGAUCAGCGACGUCGGGCUUGCAAGACUCGUCCCCGCUGUAGCUGAAAACGUGACACAGUACCGAGUAACGUCAGCUGCAGGAACGUUCUGUUACAUCGACCCUGAGUAUCAACAAACCGGAAUGUUGGGUGUGAAGUCAGAUGUUUACUCUCUGGGAAUCAUGCUUUUGCAGCUCUUGACGGCGAAACAGCCGAUGGGUUUGGCUUAUUACGUGGAACAAGCGAUCGAAGAAGGGACAUUGAAAGAUAUGCUUGAUCCUGCAGUACCAGAUUGGCCAGUAGAGGAAGCUUUGGCUCUUGCGAAGUUAUCGUUACAAUGUGCAGAGUUAAGAAGAAAAGAUAGGCCUGAUCUUGGUAAAGAAAUAAUGCCUGAGCUUAAUAGACUUAGAGAGCUUGGUGAAGAGAGUCUUGAGUCUGUGUAUUUUGCUGGACAAGGAAGAUCUUCACAUCCUAGUCAAGUCUCUUAUUCAUCGGAUGGUAGGAGUGCUCCUUUGAUAUCAAAUACAGGAUCUUCUAUAUCAAACCCAUAGUUUUGAGGAAUUUGG